Messenger RNA from Cucurbita pepo subsp. pepo (vegetable marrow), 1398 nucleotides. It is a transcript of the gene CLT2, whose product is annotated as CRT (chloroquine-resistance transporter)-like transporter 2. The record is from RefSeq and is a predicted model, not a curated record. NCBI's taxonomy places the organism in Eukaryota, Viridiplantae, Streptophyta, Magnoliopsida, Cucurbitales, Cucurbitaceae.
GGAGUUUAAUAAGCCAUUGUUUUUCCCUCUCUUUCCUUGUAAAGAGAUGCCUCUAUUAGACAUCUGAUGUAAGGAUUGACGGAGCGACUUUCGCUGAGUUCACAACAACUCUCAUCCAUGGGAUUGCCGUUUACGUCGUCGCUCAAUGCAAUUUCUUUCCACCUCCCGAUGUCUCGCCCUUUCGCGCUUCCCGUCGAUGCACCGAGUUUCCGUUCCGGUUUCUUACCGCAUUCGCCGAUGGGAAAAUGGAGUCGUUUCCCGAAAUCAUCGAUAUCGUCUUCACUGAGGAAUUUUGGAAUCAGGAGAAGAAAUAGUAGAGAUCGAUUCAGCUCCUCGAAGAAUCUGAAUUUCAUUCCUCAUGCCUUCAAUGGCGACUCAGAUUCUCCCGCUAAAACGAAGAUUAUAGUAGUAACCUCUGUACUUACCGUAUUACUUGCUACCGCGAACCGUGUGCUGCACAAGCUUGCUCUCGUUCCAUUGAAGGAAUAUCCAUUCUUCUUAGCUCAAUUUACUACGUUUGGAUAUGUUAUAGUAUAUUUUAGUCUAUUAUAUCUGCGGCGUCGGGCAAACAUUGUGACUGAUGAAAUGAUAUCGCUUCCGAAAUCGCGAUUCAUGGUCGUAGGUUUUCUUGAAGCGCUUGGAAUUGCAGCAGGGAUGGCUUCUGCAGCUUCGCUUCCCGGCCCAGCAAUACCUAUACUUAGUCAGACUUUUUUAGUGUGGCAGCUCGUCUUUUCUGUCCUUUUACUUGGUAGAAGGUACUCGUUGAACCAAAUUGCUGGUUGUGUUAUUAUAACAGCUGGUGUAGCGGUAGCUGUUGGAAGUGGGUCUAAUGCAGGCCAAAUGCUGUCUGGAGUUCCACCUCUAUGGCCAGCAUUAAUGGUAGCUUCUAGCGCUUUUCAAGCUGGUGCAUCAAUUAUGAAGGAAUUUAUCUUCAUUGAUGCUGCAACCCGUCUUGGAGGGAAGUCACUAGACAUUUUUGUGGUCAAUUCAUUUGGAUCUGGAUUUCAGGCACUUUUUGUACUUCUCUUUCUACCAUUGCUUUCCAACAUGAAAGGCAUAUCUGUAGCCAAACUUCCCUCAUAUCUGAUGCAUGGUGCUGGUUGUUUUCUAAAUGUUGGUGCUAAAAGACCAGGUUGUGGAGGAGCUCCAUUGCUCCCACUGCUUUACGUGAUUACAAAUUUGUCUUUCAACAUAACUUUGCUCAGCUUAGUCAAGAAAUCCUCCGCGGUCAUUUCUUCUCUCGUUGUGAUGCUUUCAGUGCCUGUUUCAAUUUAUAUUCUAUCACUUCCAUUGCCAUAUCUACCUCAAGGCGCAACCUUAAGCCCCCUCUUUCUCACCGGGAGUUUGAUGCUCGUGUUGGGUCUUGCUCUUUACUACAGUCCACAGCGUACGAAGUAA